Messenger RNA from Fusarium graminearum PH-1, 1815 nucleotides. RefSeq lists its product as uncharacterized. Gene Ontology annotation, biological process: regulation of transcription by RNA polymerase II. The coding region runs from base 1 to 1815 and encodes 604 amino acids. The transcript is spliced from 2 exons. Lineage: Eukaryota; Fungi; Ascomycota; Sordariomycetes; Hypocreales; Nectriaceae. The record is from RefSeq and is a predicted model, not a curated record.
AUGGACUCCUCCGAGUUUGACUUCGAGAUUGUCCAGGACAGAUGUCCAAUUUCAUCUGUUGCAUCCAGAGAUGAACGGAAAACAAAGGAUGUUUCUUACCUGAGGGGUAUAGUCGACAUGGGCAGUAAUGGGAUCCGGUUUUCAGUCACGGAUCUAUCUCCACCUUUUUCGCGCAUUCUCCCAACGAUACACGUUUAUCGUGUUGAUAUUUCACUCUAUGAUGCCCAAUUCAACCCCGACACAGGCGAAAAGGUACCUAUUCCUGCCAACAUUAUUGGGGAGGUUAUCGCUGCACUGAAUCGUUUCAAAAUUGUCUGCGCCGACCUUGAUGUUCCAGAAAGUCAGAUUCACGUGGUUGCCACAGAAGCAACUCGUGCUGCUCUCAAUUCUUCUGAAUUCAUCACAAAGAUCUACAAAGAUACGGGACUUUCUGUCGACUUGCUCCCGAAAGAAGAUGAAGGGCGCAUCGGCUCUUUGGGCGUUGCAAGUGGCUUCUCUGAUAUCAAGGGUCUCAUGAUGGACCUUGGGGGUGGAAGCACACAAAUUACUUGGAUUAUCUCACAGGAUGGAAACGUCAGAAUCAGUGAUCGAGGGUCCUUCAGUUUCCCAUAUGGGGCAGCAGCAUUGACCAAGACCUUGGAAGACUUGAAGAAGGGCAAGUCAAAGGAAGAAGCUGAAAAGGCGCGACAGAAAUUACAUGAUGAGAUGAAGGGUAAUUUCCAAGAUGCAUAUCAGAAGCUAAAAGUGCCGGAAAGCUUAGUGGCAGACGCUAAGGCUAACGGUGGAUUUCCGCUUUACCUGUCUGGCGGCGGGUUUAGAGGCUGGGGUUACUUGCUGCUGUCUAUCAGUCAGACUGAUAGAGUUCCUUACCCCAUAUCAAUCAUCAAUGGUUAUACGGUGGGCAAAGAAAGAUUCGAGAACACCAAAGCAAUGGAAGAGGUUGCUCGAACUGCGCAUUCCAUAUUCAGGGUUUCUGAUCGGAGAAGAAAGCAGGUUCCUGCCGUUGCCUUUCUGAUCAAUGUUUUGUCCAAUGCUAUCCCUCAUGGCAUUCGUCUUGCGCACUUUUGUCAAGGUGGUGUAAGAGAAGGGCUUUUGUUCAAAGAGCUUGGGCCUAGUAUCAGAGCCCAAGACCCGUUGGAGAUUACCACACAAAGGGUGGCCCCAGAGUCGGCCGAGCUUCUGUAUAGGCUGCUCAUGCUUUCAAUUCCUGAGCCAUCGAAUGGGGGCACUCGCCGCUUUCCGGAAUCUAUCAGCAAACACAUUCUCCGUGCCUUUGCAAACACAAUGUAUGUUCACACCAUCAUGGACAAAGAGCUUGCCUCCACGACGGCAAUGUACAGCACAAGCACGGGACUUCUCGCUUUUACUCGCGGGGUAUCUCAUGAAGAUCGGGCAAGACUUGCUCUGAUGUUGGAAUCGCGUUACAUGGGAGAGCUACCCCCACGUGAGGCACAAUUCAAAAAGGCGCUUCAAUCCAUCAUUACUCCAGAGGAGGUUUGGUGGGCUUCAUAUCUUGGACGGGUGGGUUAUCUGCUAGGCCGUCUUUAUCCAGCAGGCAAGGUGGACGAGCGAAAGCCACGUGUCAUUUUUUCGUCGCAAUGGGCUUGGGAUCUGGGACGUAAGAAGCAUGGUAAAGGUUUGCAACUUACAAUUUCCGUUCAAAAGAUGAAGGAUGAUCCGGCAAAAUUGAAACAGGCUUUAAGUGACCAUGUAAACAUAGUGGAGAAGAUUGGUAAAAAGAAGAAUUGGGCUGGAGGACCAGAUGGUUGGGGGAUGAAGGUAAAGGUCAAGGUUGUGGAAGAGGAUAUCUUGUAG